AUCCCUAAAAAUGGCGGUUUUUAUUUUUGUUUUCAUAAAGAUUGUUUGAAAGUUUGUGAUUUUUGGCUUCAUCUCCCACCGCUGUUGGAUUAUUUAAUUAUUUAGGUGUUUGAUACAGUUCUAGAUUAUUCAUAAUCAAGCAUUGUGACUGAUGAAGUCAUUAUGAGUGGACCAUUGCGUGACUGAUGUACCACUAAUCUGGAUGUGUUUGUAGACAAGAAACCUAAGGGUUGCUAUCAUUUACUUUUAAUUAAGUUUGUACAAACCAAUACUGAAAUAUGACUGCCGAAGAAAGUGAUGACUUUGAGAAAGCUCCGUCUGCCACCUCUAUAUCCCAGAUUUCCAGAAUAAACAGACAGUUCCGGCUAAAGUCGAACAGGAAAAGCAAUGUUAUUAGUAUGGUACAAGAACUCUAUCUUCGAAAAGAUGUUCCUUGCAAAAGUCUUUUAUGCCAGAACAAUUGCACAUCGAAUAAAGAAAAUGAUGUAUUUCUAUCAUUGGAUGUUUCACAUUAUGUUGUACUGGACAGCCAGAUAUGCAGGGACUAUUUGGAAAUAUGGGAAACGCCGGAGAUAAAAGGAAUUAUAUUCCCCCAAACUGUUGUUAACAGUGUCCAGUAUGAAGGUAACAGUCGUCAGGUGAAACGACUCAAAGCUCUCCUGGAUGAUCCUCGUAAAGGAUCAGUGUUAUUCUGUAACGAAUUUCAUGAAGAUGUGUAUUGUGAAAGACAGCCAAAAGAACCAACAUCAGAAUGGCAAACUAGGUGUUGCUACAAAGUCUCAGAAUGGUAUUACAACCACCUAAAUGGUCAAAUGCCUGUUAUAAUGGUGACCGAUAAUAUGAAGAUGAUUGAAGAAUAUGGAUGCAAAACUUUGAACGUCUUUGUUUUAUCGAUGGAAGAUUACAUGAAUAGCUUUUGGGAGGAACUUCCUGGAAUAAUUGAUUUAUACACAUCUCUUCGUGCAUCUUUAGACAGUAAACGAAAAGGAACAGAAUAUUUGGGAUAUCUUCCAAUGCACUGUCUUGAGAGUGGUGUCAAAACGGGUCUCUUCAUAAAAGGACACUUAAAUGUUAACAAACAUGAUGCUCAGAGAGAAGCCUUUCUACAGCGUAGUAGCUGCUCUGAGAUCAAAAGUGAUAAUACCGAUAUUUUAAUUCAUGGAAUGCCUCACCGAAAUCGUGCCAUUCAUGGUGACCUAGUUGUUGUGGAAUUAUUACCAAAGUCUGAGUGGAGAGGCCGGUCAAUGUCUCUUAAUGAGAAUAAUCAAGGUUCUGAAGAUGAAGAAUCUGAUAUGUCAACUGUGAUGCCAAAUGGUAAAGUAGUUGGAAUCAUUCAAAGAAACUCUCGAGACUACGCUGCCUCUUUAGUUACGGAGGAGAAUAUGGAAUCAGAAGGGAAGAAAAAUCCUCGACGAGCUGAUCGUGUCUUAGCAGUUCCCUGGGAUUACCGAAUACCAAAAAUUCGUAUAAGUACCCGUCAAAUUGAAAACCUCAGAGACCAAAGAUUCGUGGUAAGGAUUGAUUCUUGGGAAUUAGGUUCCCAAUACCCCAAUGGGCAUUUCGUCCGAACUUUAGGCCCUUCUGGAGACCCAGAAACUGAAAUUGCCACCAUUCUAGUAGAAAACAAUAUAUUUAUUGGAAAUUUUUCAGAUUCACAGUUACAAGAACUCCCUAAAGUAAGUCCAGAAAAUCCUUGGGAAAUUCCAGUUGAAGAAUUUUCUAAAAGGAGAGACCUUCGACAGAGCCACCUCGUGUUCAGCAUUGACCCUCCAGGCUGUGAAGAUGUUGAUGACACACUGUCAGUGAGGCAUCUUCCAAACGGUCAUAUUGAAUUGGGUGUCCACAUUGCUGAUGUCACCUACUUUGUGAAGCCGGGUUCACUGUCAGACUUGGAAGCUAGAGCUCGUUCCACCACGGUUUAUCUUGCAGAUCGCCGUUACGACAUGCUGCCAUCAGUUCUGAGUUCUAAUUUAUGUUCACUGGUCAGUGGAGAGGACAAAUGUUCUGUGAGUGUUAUGUGGGAGAUGGAUGCCAGCUUCAAUGUCCUUGAUGUCUGGUAUGGCCGUACUCUGAUAAAUUCUUCAUAUAAAUUAACAUACGAGACAGCCCAAGCCUUAGCUGAUGGAGCUACUGUAGAAGAGGCCUCCGCAAAGAUUACAGAACUGGAAACAUUAGGAACAGACAAACACCAAAGAGUUGAAGAACUUCGUAUUGCCAUCCUCUUACUUAUGGAAAUAGCGUUCAAACUGAAAGCCAAGAGGAAAGAAAAGGGUGCUCUAGAUCUCGAUGGCCUCGAAGUUCGGCCAGUUGUUGAUGAAGAGAAAAACAUUUCUGAGUUAAUCAUUGACAAGCAUUUAGAAGUCCAUGAUACAGUAGCCGAGUGCAUGAUUUUAGCCAAUGAAUGGGUAGCUUGGAAGAUAUCUUCAACAUUUAUUAACCAUGCAUUGUUACGGCACCAUCCUUUACCACGUCAGGAAUUCUUUCAAGACAUUAUUGAUUUUGCUAAGGUGAAAAACUUUACCAUUGAUACCACUUCCAAUAAAUCUCUGGGUGACUCUCUCGACAGGUGUGUUGAUCCUAAUGACAUCUACUUCAACAAGCUUUUACGAAUGAUGGCAGUGUUAGCAAUGCCCCAGUCACUAUAUUUUUCAACUGGCUCUUUAAAUCGAGAUAAUUUCUUUCACUAUGGAUUAGCUCUGGAUGUCUACACACAUUUUACAUCACCUAUUCGCAGAUAUGCUGAUAUCCUUGUCCAUCAUCAACUCUUGUCAGCGAUUGGGGAAGGUCCUGAUGACUACAAGCUACCCGGCAAUGAAGAACUGCAGAAGUUCUGCGAUCACAUUAACAUGAAGCACAGAGCAGCACAGAAUGCUCAACGUGAUUCACAGAAAAUGUUCCAAGCUUUAUAUUUCAAAGACAAAUCUUUAGACAAAAAUAAGGAAGACGUUAUUGCUGAAGCUAUUGUGAUUCAGCUCAGAUCUAAUGGUGUCCUUGUCUUUGUACCUCGCUUUGGUCUGAAAGGUCCAGUUUAUUUGAAAGACAAGCAAGAUAAAGUUGUAGAGUUCUCCGCAGCAAAUCAAAAGAUGGAAUGGUCUCAUGGCUCCAUAGCCUGUGGGGAUACUCAUGUUACAGUUAUAAGUCGCUCUGGCAAAAAAAUGAAGUUUACUCUCUUGCAGCACAUAACUGUAAUUAUUUCCUUGGAAUUGGUCAAUGCUCAUCAACCAAAUGUUAAACUGGAGCUGCUUUCUGAUAAACCAAUUCUUUUACAAAACCAAAAUCAAACUGAUCUAAAAGAUAUGUUUUCUAAAAAGGAUGUAAAUGCCUUGAGUGCUGCUGAAAUAGCGGCUGCCUCAGUGAACUCAUUUACUCAUCUGAAUACAGAAUACAGACAAUCUGAGGCUGAAAGUAGUUUGUAUGAAGUGUUUGAAUCUUUCCAGGAAAUGGGCAUCAUGUCCGUAUAAGGAAGUGGAUUUUGUUGAACCAGUUUUGUACAUUUUGACCAAAAUGGGUGAUUGUUGUAAAUAUUUGUUUGUACAUACACAUGUAUAUGUCUGUUGUGGGUAUGUGUGUGUGUGUGUGUGUGUGAGUAUUUGUGCAUGUGUGUUUGUGUGUGCACGUUUGUCUUUUUUUAGAAAUUUCUAAGAUUUAAAAAAAAAAAUAAAACUUUACACACGAAACCCCUUGAACAUUUAGAAUGAUUUUUAA
This is a messenger RNA of Octopus bimaculoides (California two-spot octopus), 3705 nucleotides long. RefSeq names its product DIS3-like exonuclease 1. Gene Ontology annotation, biological process: mRNA catabolic process; rRNA catabolic process. The record is from RefSeq and is a predicted model, not a curated record. Gene Ontology annotation, molecular function: 3'-5'-RNA exonuclease activity; RNA binding. NCBI's taxonomy places the organism in Eukaryota, Metazoa, Mollusca, Cephalopoda, Octopoda, Octopodidae. Gene Ontology annotation, cellular component: cytoplasmic exosome (RNase complex).